This is a messenger RNA of Gavia stellata (red-throated loon), 1452 nucleotides long. RefSeq names its product angiopoietin like 3 (gene ANGPTL3). Lineage: Eukaryota; Metazoa; Chordata; Aves; Gaviiformes; Gaviidae. Gene Ontology annotation, biological process: phospholipid catabolic process; cholesterol homeostasis; phospholipid homeostasis. The record is from RefSeq and is a predicted model, not a curated record. The transcript is spliced from 8 exons. Bases 1 to 1452 code for a protein of 483 amino acids.
AUGAAAAUCAUUCUAGUCUUUCUAUUCAUUGCCCCACUUGCUCUUUCAGCUAGAGCUGAGAAGGAUUAUUCCUCCUUUGAUUCCGCUGCAUCUCCCGAGACAAAAUCAAGAUUUGCCAUGCUAGAUGACGUCCGAAUCUUAGCCAAUGGACUCCUCCAGCUUGGCCAUGGUCUUAAAGACUUUGUCCAUAAGACAAAGGGGCAGAUGAAUGACAUCUUUCAAAAACUUUACAUUUUUGAUAGGUCCUUUUAUGAGCUCUCACUGCAAACUAGUGAAAUCAAAGAAGAAGAAGAACAGCUCAGACAAACUACAGCCAGACUGCAAAUCAACAAUGAAGAGAUAAAGAAUCUCUCACAGGAGAUGAAUUCGAAGAUUGAAGACCUCAUACAAAACAAAAUCCAGCUGCAAGAGAAAGUAUGGGGACUGGAAGACAAAGUCACAAAACUGGCCAUUAUCCAGCCUUCCAUGCAAGAGACAAAAGAAAUUUCUUCACUCAAAGCUUUCGUGGAGCAGCAGGACAACCACAUCAAGCAACUUCUCAAAAUCGUAGAGGACCAGCACGUGCAACUCGACAGACAGCACAAUCAAAUAAUGGAGCUGGAAGACAAGUUUGGGGGUGUCGAGGAGGGUAUAAACAAUUUUGACGGCAAACAGGUACCUCUUUGGCUAAACCACAUAGAGCUCCAGGAACUUGCGGAGAACUCCUUCACGGGGGAGCAAACAGAACCAGAAGCCAUCCCCUUUCCUGUGCACAAUGCCACAGCUGUAACAUACAAAUCUGAUGGUGCCGCUCCUGACUGCACUGCUCUUUAUAACAGCGGCAUGAGGUCCAGUGGUGUUUACACUAUUAAGCCCAACGGCUCAGAAGCUUUCAAUGUCUACUGUGAAAUGAAACUCGGCAGUUCCUGGACCGUAAUCCAGAAAAGAGUGGAUGGAUCACUAGAUUUCAACCAAACCUGGGAUGCCUAUGCAAAUGGUUUUGGUGAUCUCAAUGAGGAAUUCUGGCUAGGCCUGAACAAGACCUAUUCCAUUACUAAACAAGGGGACUACAUCUUACGGAUUGAGCUGCAGGACUGGAAAGAUAAUAAACGUUACAUCGAGUAUGCGUUCAGCUUGGGAGGCCCUGAAACAGACUACACUCUCCAGCUCUCACGGGUCUCCGGGAGCAUCCCCAACGCGCUGCCGGAGCAGACAGAACUGCGGUUCUCAACCGCAGGCCGUGACGUGGACAUAAUAAAUGACUUCAACUGUCCAGAAAACUACCUAGGUACCAGCUGGUGGCACAGUGAAUGUGAGGAAACCAAUCUUAACGGGAAAUACGUCGCACCAAGGUCAAGAGGAAGACUAGACAGGAGAAAGGGCUUAUACUGGAAGCCUAAGAAAGGAAGAUACUAUUUGCUCAAGUCAACCAAAAUAAUGAUACACCCAACAGAUUUAAAAAGUUUUGACUGA